CCAUUUCUUCACCAACCUUCUCUUCAUACACCCACCCCCUCUCUUUUCUCUCUUAAUUAAACUCCCAUUUCUUUCUGCUUCUUUCUUUGUCUUCUUCCUUUUCGACGACCCCGAGGUGAUCACAGAAAACCCAAUUAUGGAUCAAAACUACAACUCUUUCUGUCAAUUCAGCGAUCAGCUUCGGCUUCAGACUGCUAAUCUUGCCAAUUUGUCCACCAAUGAUUCCAUUUGGAGCAACUCCUUUGUCUCUAAGAAGAAUCACAACAACUUCGAUGUUCGCGUCGGAGCCGAGCUUUCUUCUUCUAACUCCGACUCUUAUAAACUUCCCUCCGACCUUAACACUCUUAAUAACGACGGUUGGAACAGUUUCAAAACAAGUGGGUCAGAUCUUCUCAACAUGAACACGAAGCCACUUGGGUUGGCCAACAAAACCAAGGAUCCGGUGAACGAUUACGAAAUAUGGAACAGUUUCAAGCCGGGAACCGGGUUGGAUCAUAUAGGCAUUAACCCAAACCCGAAACAUCUCGGGUCAAGCAACACAAAUAUCAACGAUCAAACGAACGAUUUCGGGUCAUGGAACAGUUUCAAGUCAGGAAUUGGGUCGAACUUUCUAAACCCUAAACCGAAUCCAAUCGGGUCAGGCACAAACCCAAAGGAUUCAGUGAACGAAUACGGAUUAUGGAACAAUUUGAAGCCAAAACCCACCGCUGAUUACAACGGAUUCAACGACGGGUGGAAAAUCGGACCAACGGUGCCGGGAAAAAACCAGAACUCUAAGGAAAUCGAAACUAACAAUGGUGUGGGAAAUUACAGGAAGGGAUUGUCCUACAAAUUGGGGGUUCCGGCAAAUAGUAACGGGAAUUUUAAUUGGAAGAACAACGUGGGUGAGGUAGCUGAGCAGGGCGGAGGGAAAGGGGGGAAGAAAGGGAAUAAGGGGAAAAAUGAAGCGGAGAAAGAGAAGAGGUUCAAGACGUUGCCGGCGGCGGAGGCGCUGCCGAGGAAUGAGAGAAUCGGCGGGUAUAUAUUCGUGUGCAAUAACGAUACGAUGGCGGAGAAUUUGAAACGGCAGCUUUUUGGUUUGCCGCCACGAUAUAGGGAUUCAGUUAGGGCAAUAACGCCGGGGCUGCCGCUUUUUCUGUAUAAUUACUCCACCCACCAACUUCAUGGAGUUUUUGAGGCUGCAAGCUUUGGAGGAACAAAUAUUGAUCCGACGGCUUGGGAGGAUAAGAAAUGCCCCGGAGAAUCCCGUUUCCCUGCUCAGGUGAAAGUAAUAACAAGGCAAAUAUGCGUGCCAUUGGAAGAGGAUUCAUUCAGGCCAAUUCUUCACCACUAUGAUGGCCCUAAAUUCCGACUUGAGCUUAGUAUUCCGGAGGCUAUUUCUCUCCUUGAUGUUCUUUCUCACCAAAAUUCUUAAACUUUACCACAUUUACUUGACUCUAGCUACCUACGAGAAUAAAUCCUUCAUGUAAAUACUUAUAGAUCACGUAGAUUUUUUAUCUUUUAUAUAAAUAAUAAUACUCGAAAUUUGAAAUAUCUUAUAUCAUAUCAAUUAGUUUGUAAGGAAAAUAUAAUUUAGAUUUAUUAAACUGAGUUAUAGUAAUAAA
Messenger RNA from Cucumis sativus (cucumber), 1604 nucleotides. RefSeq lists its product as hypothetical. The record is from RefSeq and is a predicted model, not a curated record. The transcript has 4 exons. Bases 137 to 1414 code for a protein of 425 amino acids. Gene Ontology annotation, biological process: response to endoplasmic reticulum stress. Lineage: Eukaryota; Viridiplantae; Streptophyta; Magnoliopsida; Cucurbitales; Cucurbitaceae.